UUCCAUAUAAAAUAUGAUACAUACGUAUCAUUUUGAUUGUAUAACUUAUUGAAGAAAGUGUUGGUUACUACAAUGUUGGGACUAAAAGUAUUUGUUGUUGUUGGACUGGCGUAUGUGGCUAUAUUGACAACCGGAGAUGACCAGCCUGAUCGAUUUGCGUACCAUGCAACUUCUGGACAAGAUGGUCCGUAUGGAAAUGAAGAUGGAACGAAUGGAAGAAGAUUUGAGCGAAGCACAGACUAAUGUCAACGUGUUUAUAAAGAAACAAACUAAAAUACUAGAAAACAAAACAGCCGAACUCGAACUAUUAGAAGGAAGAGUCGAUCUACCACUAAUUGCUUUCAAUGCAUACAGUCCUGUGGAUACGAGCCCGGAUACUAACGAGAUCAUUAUAUGGCAAAGUACUUAUUUAAAUGAAGGAAACGGUUAUGACACGGUCAUCGGUAUCUUCAAGGCACCCGUUUCUGGUCUCUACUACUUUGCUGUACAUGUAUGUAACUACAGUGGCAACGUUUUCCAGUACGCCAUUGUACUUGAAAACACCAACAUUGCCACGUCGUACAAGUACGACAACAACAACUACGACUGCGGUUCUAUGAGUACUUUCACCAAGGUGGCGGCCGGACAAAGGGUAUGGGUGAGAUGUACUAGCGGAAGUACGAGCACUCUGUUGUGGGAAAGUAGCGGUAGAAGCUCAUUCAUUGGUGCUCUCAUUCAUACAUAAAAAAACAUUGAUUCAAAAAAUGCAUGCCUGUGUAAUGAAGAAACAUGUCUGAUUUUACUGGCAAAACAUAUUGCCUUUUAUUAUUUCUCAUAUUAAAGCGAAAUGUUGUUAGUUUAAGGUAAAAUAUCUUAGUAAAAGCAUAUACAAUGUAA
This is a messenger RNA of Ruditapes philippinarum (Manila clam), 876 nucleotides long. Its product is annotated as adiponectin-like. The record is from RefSeq and is a predicted model, not a curated record. Lineage: Eukaryota; Metazoa; Mollusca; Bivalvia; Venerida; Veneridae. Gene Ontology annotation, molecular function: protein binding.